UUAUAUAUUUUCCUAUUCCACACCAUUAGCACUACUCAUUUCUACUUUCAACCCAUCUCUCUAAAUAAUUCAAAAAUUCGCGUCAAAUUAAUUUUCUCACGUUCCACAAUUAAUAUAUCGUAGCACACAACUUCUUAUAUUAAAAUCUUGAAAAAAUUUCGUUGAAAACAAUGCCUUUAAUCUCUUCAUUCUUUGUUAUUCUUCAAAGGGUCAUUACAUAAUCCUGAAACAAGAAAAGGGGUGAAUUGGUUACUGCUAAAAUGCUUCAAUUGUAUUGCUCCCGCUCAUCAACUCCAAUACUAAGUCCAAGAUUCAAUCAGAUUUCUCAUUUUAAGAGAAAGUCAUUGGCUUGUGCCUGUCGGAGAAACCAUGCUUCUGACUUUUGCAUGAAUGACUGGUUGGCCAAAAGUAAAGGAAAGGUGCCGAGCAUUCAAAAGAUGACAUGCAGACAGCUAAAUUCCUCAGGAAACAUGAAUAUCUGGGAAAAUCUGAAUCCUCAGCCGUUGAAGAUGUAUUUGAAGAAUAAUUCUGAGGACUUCCCAGCUAAAUUUGUAAUAGCUUCGUUGGCAUCUUAUUUCCUGAUUAAGUUGAAGCAUCUACAUCUAAUUGGUAUGAAGAUGGGGAUGAUCCGAGAGUUAUUCUUCUUUGUAACUCAAACAUCAGGCGCUCAAAGUUUAUCUUUUGCUUGUCUUUCUAACUCCUUGAAUAAGCCAACACCACUUCAGUUGGAUGUGUCCUUUCCUUCACUGAAAGACAUCAAAUGGAGUUUAGCAAGGUUAAUAUAUUUGUUCAACAUACAACUGGAGAAAAAUGUUGCCACGUUUUUUAUUGUGCUUUUGGCAUCAUGCUUCUCAUUUGUGAUGAUUGGUGGUUUACUGUUCUUUAAAUUCAGAAAAAGCAGGGGUAGUGCUUACUCUUUGGAGGACUGCUUAUGGGAGGCGUGGGCAUGCCUCUGUUCAUCAUCUACUCACCUGAAACAAAGAACAAGAGUUGAACGUGUAAUAGGAUUCAUCCUUGCCAUAUGGGGCAUUCUAUUUUAUUCUCGUCUAUUGAGCACCAUGACUGAACAAUUUCGGAAUAAUAUGCAAAGACUCAGAGAAGGUGCACAAAUGCAAGUUUUGGAGACUGAUCAUAUUAUAAUUUGUGGAGUUAACAGUCAUCUCAACUUUAUACUAAAGCAGCUAAAUAAGUACCAUGAAUUUGCUGUUCGCUUAGGUACUGCCACUGCUAGGCGGCAGAGAAUUCUUCUGCUAUCUGAUCUUCCAAGAAAGCAAAUGGACAAAAUGGCCGACAACAUCACCAAAGAUCUCAAUCAUAUUGAUGUCCUUACAAAGAGUUGCAGUUUAAGUAUGACAAAAUCAUUUGAGAGAGCUGCAGCCAAUAAGGCACGCGCAAUUGUUAUACUUCCAACAAAGGGAAAUAGGUAUGAGGUCGACACAGAUGCAUUUCUCUCAGUGCUUGCCCUUCAACCCCUUCCAGAAAUGAUCUCUGUGCCCACCAUAGUUGAGGUUUCAAGCUAUAACACAUGUGAACUCUUGAAGUCAAUUUCAGGAUUAAGAGUGGAACCUGUUCAGAAUGUCACAUCAAAAUUGUUUGUUCAAUGCUCUCGCCAAAAGGGACUCAUUAAGAUAUACAAACAUUUGCUUAAUUAUCGAAAGAACGUAUUCAAUCUUUGCAGUUUCCCUCACCUUGUGGGAUUAAAAUAUAAGCAAUUAAGACGUGGCUUCCAAGAGGCUGUUGUUUGCGGUCUCUAUCGACAAGGGAAGAUAAAUUUCCACCCAAGGGAUGACGAAGUUUUGGAAGAAACUGAUGAAGUUUUGUUUAUUGGACCCAUUCAUGGGAAAAAAAGACCGCAGCUAGUAUACUCAAAUCUUUCUGAUGAAAGUGACAAAGCGAUAAAUGAUUCUCACACAGUGGAAAAGAAUGGACAAUUCCGGGGUAAUGCUUUGGAGAUAACAAAAGCACGUCUUGAGAAUAUAGUGAAACGGACAAAAUCAGGGUCUAAGGCAUCUGAUUCGUGUCUGGGACCUAAAGAAUGCAUAUUAAUGCUUGGAUGGCGUCCUGAUAUUGUGGAAAUGAUUGAAGAAUAUGAUAAUUACCUGGGACCUGGAAGCACAGUGGAGGUGUUAUCAGAUGUCCCUAUGGAUGACAGACAUAAAGCUAGCAGACUUGCUGGUCAAGGAAAGCUAAAAAAUGUCCGAGUCACCCACAGGAUUGGAAACCCAAUGGACUAUGACAUGCUGACAGACACCAUUGCAAACAUUCAAAAAUCAUUUAAACAAGGCGAAGAAUUUCCAUUCUCCAUUGUCGUGAUAUCUGAUAGAGAAUGGUUACUAGGAGAUGCAUCGAAGGCGGACAAGCAAUCUGCAUAUUCUCUCCUUCUUGCUGAAAACAUCUGCGACAAGCUUGGCAUGAAGGUGCAAAAUCUUGUUGCAGAAAUUGUCGAUUCCAAAUUGGGUAAACAGAUUACAAGAAUCAAGCCUUCCCUCACUUACAUUGCCGCAGAGGAAGUAAUGAGUCUUGUCACUGCUCAAGUUGCAGAAAAUAUUCAAUUGAAUGAGGUUUGGAAAGAGAUUUUGAACGCCGAUGGAGAUGAAAUAUAUGUUAAGGACAUUAGCCUUUACAUGAAGGAAGAUGAGAAACCUUCAUUUGCUGAACUUUCUGAAAGAGCUCAUUUGCGAAGAGAAGUUGCUAUCGGAUAUGUGAAGAACAACAAGAAGGUUAUCAACCCAAUCCCGAAAUCAGAACCCCUUUCUCUUGAACCGGGUGAUUUGCUGAUAGUGAUAUCAGAACUUGAAGGAGAACAACCCAUCAUCACAGUCAACAAACAAACAACAACGACCCCUCAAUCCCAAGCAACUCAAGGAAAAUAAUUGAGGUUGCACCUUACUUAUUCCACCAACUACGAUGAAUGCCAGGUCGUUGUAUAGGUUCUCUGUUGGAUCAUCAGUUCUUGGCUUCUUAUCAAUUGCUGAAAAAGAAGGUAAGAAAAGAAACAAGGAGCAAGCAUGAUUUAUAGUGUUCGUGAAUGUUGCAGAUAAUAGGAGAUACAAGUUACAGGAAAUGUAUAAGAAAUAAGCACAUCAAAGUUAUAAAAUUUGCAAAGAAAAAACCAAAGUUGGAUAGAACUAUAGGUCUUUUCCUCAUCUUAUUCUAUUUUUUCCCACUGCUGGUUAAGAGGGAAAAUCCCAUUUGGAGAAAAAGUCCCACAUUUUAUAGUAGAAUCAUCAACUCAAAGGAGAGGUUUUAGAAACAGUUCAAGCCAAAUAUGAUUUUCAUAUUUUUAAAGGAGUGAUGAAGAUUGCUGGUGAAGUAAACUUCAUCUUACAAGUUUUUGAUCAAGAGAACUGAUACUAUACUGUACAAAGAAUGAUUCUUGAUAACUUGUACUCUGUGUGAGAAUGAUUUCCCACAAUGUAUAAUAAAAUCCUUUUUUGGUUCCAUAGUAAUGACAUUUUUUCAUAA
This is a messenger RNA of Nicotiana attenuata, 3465 nucleotides long. Its product is annotated as putative ion channel POLLUX-like 2. The transcript is spliced from 24 exons. The coding region runs from base 261 to 2873 and encodes 870 amino acids. Gene Ontology annotation, biological process: monoatomic ion transport. The record is from RefSeq and is a predicted model, not a curated record. NCBI's taxonomy places the organism in Eukaryota, Viridiplantae, Streptophyta, Magnoliopsida, Solanales, Solanaceae.